UUCAUGAAUUUUAAUAAUUUUUUUAUUCAAUAUUGUUAUAACAAUUUUAUUCCUUUUUUAAAACUUAGAGUUUUUAUUGUUUUCAAUUUGAUGAGAAUUUAUUGGAGGGAAGAUGGGGUUUUGGCCUCUCCAUCUUUAUUGGAUUGUUUCCAUGGAAACAAUUUUUGCGAACUCAAAUUUUGACAAAUUUUUAAAAUAAAUUUCCUAAAUUCCCUGAGAUUUUAAUUUUGUUGCUUGAUGAAAUUAAAAUAUUUGAAUGGAAUUGUAAGCCCUUCGGACGAGAUUGCCUGUGCCGGAGCACUUUGUUUUUCCCCUAAUGGACGUAAACUAGCUGUUUGUACAUUGGAUAGACACGUGUUAUUGUUUGAUGAUAAAUUCCGAAGAAGAGAUAAAUUUGCAACGAAACCGGUUGAUUCGAAGUAUGGAAAGACUGGCUAUUUAAUAAAAAGUGCUUCAUUCUCUCCUGAUUCAAAUAAAUUAGCUAUUGGCCAGACUGAUGAUAUUGUAUUUGUUUAUAAAUUGGGUGAAAAUUGGGACGAGAAGAAAGUAAUUUGUAAUAAAUUUGCACAAUCCUCUUCAUGUGUUGCACUUAUAUGGCCAAGUGAGAGCAAAUUAAUUAUUGGUCUGUUAGAUGGAAAAAUUCGUCAGGCAUCCACAAAUUCAAAUAAAUGUUCUACUCUUUAUAAAGCUUCUGAUGGUGCAAGUGUUUGUGCAAUCGCUCAACAUCCAAACAAAAGGUCAUUUUUAUCUGGUCAUGAAGAUGGUUCAAUGUUUUUGUAUUCAUUUGAUUCGCGAUCUCAUAUUCGUGUUUGUGUACAUACUUGUGCGCCUUAUGCUCUUAUUCUCUCGCAAGUAGGCAUUUUGGCAGCUGGGUCUGAUCGUCGAUUAGUCUCUUAUACAGAAAAUGGACGUCUUCUCCAACAAUUUGAUUAUAGCAGAGAGCCUUACUUGGAAAAAGAAUUUUCUGUGGCAACUUUGGAUACGAGUGGAUUAAAUGCCGUUUUUGGGACUUUUGAUAGAUUUCAUUUAAUGUCUUGGAGUCAAAGAAGAGGUGCUUGGGAUGAAGGAGGUGUUCUAAAUAUUCGAAAUUUAUAUACAAUAAAAUCGCUUGCUUGGAAAUCUGAUGGAUCAAUUUUGGCUUGUUCAAAUAUGUUAGGGGCUGUUAUUGCAAUUGAUUGUUCUAUGAAGAAAACUUUAUUGAAAAAUCGAUUUGAGUUAACUUUUGUGUCACCUUCUCAAGCAAUUUUAAAGGAUUUACAAUUACCAAGUGAGAAUAUUGAUGAAGAUAAUGGUAAAAAAGAAGAAGAAAAUAUUAAAUUAAAACAAAGAAAUGAUACAAACGAUUCUGGAAUGGUUUUACGUUCAAAAAUUGGAGCAGAAUUGGGAGAAGUGAGAAUAAUGGGAAGAGAGCAAAGAUAUGCUAUUGUUUAUACUCCAAGUACUUUAAUACUGGCUGAUAUCUGGACAGGAUUGAGCUCAGAAAUUUCAUGGCAAUCUGGAGGAAAUGAAAAAUUUUAUUUGGACAAUGAAAAUGUUGCUUUUAUUGUAAAUGCUGGUGAAAUUAAUUUUGUAGAAUAUGGGCAAGAUGAAUUAGCUGGUUGGAUAAGAACAGAAAGAGCAAAUCCACACCAAAUUAGUGUUAGAAUACGUCGAUCAAAACAAAAUAGUAAAGAAAUGAUUGAAGAUGUAAGAAGAGUUGCUUAUUUAUUGGACGUUCGAACAAUUAGCAUUAUUGAUAUGGCUAAAAAUAAUCAAAUUGGACAUAUUCAACAUAAUAUUGCUAUUGAUUGGCUUGAGUUAAAUGAGAGAGCCACAAAACUCUUAUUUCGCGAUAUUCGCUCAGCUCUUCAUUUAUUCUCUUUGGAAACAAAACAAACAGUUCAUUUAAUUGGGCAUUGUUCUUAUGUUCAAUGGGUGCCUCAAAGUGAUGUUGUUGUUGCUCAAUCAAAUUCUCAGCUUUGUGUUUGGUAUAAUACAGAUGAAAAUACAGACAGAGUUAAUCAAUUCCCAAUUCUUGGUGAUGUUGAAAUGGUAGCGAGGGAUGCGUCAAGAACUGAAGUUAUUGUUAUGGAAAAUAAUACAAGGGUCGCUUAUGAAUUGGAUAGUGCAAUGAUUGAAUUUAGUUCUGCGCUAGAUGAACUCGAUUUAGGUCGUGCUGUUCUCUUUUUGGAACGGUCUGAACAACGAGGAAUUGGAGUGCAAGCAUUAUGGAGAAAAUUAGCUGAUGUUGCUCUUGAGCAUUCACAUCUUUUUGUUGCUCAAAGAUGCUUUGCUAGUCUAAAUGAUCUAGUUCGAGUUCAAUUUUUACAAGAGACACUUCUGAGAGCUGAAAGUCAAUUUGGAAUGCCUCUUGACUCUCAAGCAUUAUCAGAACAUUUUGAAGUACAAUCAAGACUUGCAAUGAUGACAAAACAAUUUAAACGGGCUGAACGAAUUUUGCUUGAAAAUAAUGCAAUUACUGAAGCAAUAGACAUGUGGAAAAGAAUUGGAGAUUGGGAGAGUGCUAUUCAAUUAGCUAAAGCUAUGAAUUACUCAGAAAUCGAUUCACUCCAAGCCCAAUAUGAACAAUAUUUGAAUGAAACUGGUCAAAAGGAUAAAGCUGCAGAGCUAAAAAUGCGUGAUGGUGAUAGUCGUGCAGCUCUAGAACUCUUUUUGAGAGCAAAUCAACCUUCCCAAGCAGUUCAAUUAUUGCUUGACAAUCACCAACUUCUUUCACAAUUGAAGACUAGUGAACUUGGGAAUGUAGAAGAGGACGAUGAGGAAGAAAGUAAUGGAAUAAUUGGACAAAUAAUUCAAAGUUUGCAGCAGCAGGAAAUUUUUGAUAAGCUCGGUGAUUUAUACGAAGCAUUGGAAGAGCCAGAAAAAGCUAUGGACGCCUACAACAAUGGAAAUUUUUAUGGAAAAGCAAUCCAGAUUGCUCGAAUUCAUUUCCCUGAGGGUGUGAUUCAAUUAGAAGAAAAUUGGGGUGAUUGGCUUUAUUCUCAGGGAAAUUAUCACUUGGCAGCUACACAUUUUCUCGAAUCUGGGAACACUCUUCGUGCAAUUGAUGCUUCAAUACUUGCCAAGGAAUGGGACAAAGCAUUGGAUAUGUUAAAAUCAAUAGAAUCAACACCCGAAACAACGCCAUUUUAUGAAAAGAUUGCACAUAACUUUGAGUUGACUGGUGAAUUAGAGAAAGCUGAAUCUCUUUAUACUCUUUCUGGCAAAUUUGCUGAAGCUGUAGAAAUGUAUAACAAAGCAGGAAAUUGGGCUAAAGCUUUUAAGUUGGCAGCAGACUUCUUUGGACUCGAAGAAAGUCGACAACUUUAUAGUGAUAAAGCAGCUCAAUUGGCAGAGCAACGACGUUUUAAUGAUGCUGAAGAGCUUUAUGUUGCACUUGGUGCACCUGAUCAAGCAAUUGCUAUGUACAAACAAGCUGAUCGUACCGAUGAUAUGAUGCGUUUAAUGGCCAUUUAUUAUUCUGGAGAAGUUACGACCGCACAAAGGCGUUUAGCUGAAGAAUUUGAACAAAAAGGAGAUUUACGUGCAGCAGAAGAACAAUAUAUGCUUGCUGGGGACUGGGCAGCUGCUAUAGAUAUGUAUCAACAAGCUGGACAGUGGGCUGAUGCUCAUCGAUUGGCAAAAGCGAGUGGAGGUGAAAGGGCGCAUAAACAGAUCUCUUAUUUAUGGGCAAAGAGUUUAGGAGGAGAUGCAGCUGUUAAAUUGUUGCUUCGACAUGAAUUGUUAGAUGAAGCUAUAAAUAUUUCUGUGACUAAAAGUGAUUUUGACUUUGCCUUCGAAUUAUGCCGUCUUGGAGCAGGUCAUCGAUUACAAUUUGUUCAACAAAAAUAUGCAGAACACUUGGAAGAUGAAGGGGAACUUGAUAAAGCUGAGGAGCAAUAUUUGCUUGCAGGGAAAGCACGUGAAGCAGUUAUUAUGCGAAUACAUAACCGAAAUUGGGAAGCAGCUGAACGAAUUGCACAGGAGCAAUGCCCAGAAGAAUUGCCUGAAUUAUUUGUUCAACGAGCUCGAGAUGCUAUUGAAAAUCGAGAUUUUGCCGUCGCCGAGAGUUAUUUACUACGUGCAAAUCGUCCAGAUAUUAUUUUGGCAUUUUAUCGAGAAUCAGCUAUCUGGCAAGAAGCAUUGCGUAUUGCAAGAGAUUAUUUGCCUGAUGAAUUACAAAAAUGCCAGUCUGACUAUGAAGAAUAUCAACUUCUUUCGGGUGCAAAAGGUGCGCAUUCAUUAAUAGCCCAAGCAAAGGAAUGGGAACGACAAAGCGAAUAUCGUCGAGCUGUUGAUUGUUGGAUGAGAGUUGAUGGAUUAACGCAAGACCAACAAAUUGUUUCGCAAUCAUUGGCUAAGGCAGCAGAAUUAAUAGUUAAAUUUUUGGCUGAUUCAGACGAAGAAUCAAUGGAUUUGCUUACACAAGUUGGACAACGUCAAAUGGCUUUACGCCAAUUUCUUGCUGCUGGUGAAACUUUUUUGCUUGCUGAUAAGCCAGUGGAUUCAAUCAAGGCUUUACUAGAAGGGCAUGAAUGGGCAAAGGCGAAACGGGUAGCUGAACAGCUUGCCCCGGAACUGGAGCAACACGUUGAUGAAACGUAUCGGGAAUUCCUUCGCACACACGGACGUAUAGGUGAACUUAUUGACGUUGAUGUUGUUAGUGCAAUUGAUAUGCUUGUUCAAUCCGGCAAUUGGGAGAAGGCUUUAAAUACUGCUAAACAACAAAAGCAUCGACCUCUUCUAGACAAAUAUUUAGCUGCAUAUUCAACAGAAUUACUUGCGAAUGAACAAUUUGAACAAAUUUUGGAUAUUUUCCGAAAAUAUGGAGCUUCAUUCAACCCACAAUUGUUGCCCAUUUAUGAUACUUUAGUUGAUAAGCUUUUAAAUGCACGUCCAAAUAAUAUUAAUUACGAAACAAUUGCAACUUUGCGUGAUUUAUUGCUAGAAAUAUUUCAACAAAUGACAGAACAGACAGAUUCAACAACAGCAACAGAUGAAGUUACUGCUCAAUCAAUUCAACAUUUUGAAAGAUGCCUUUUUGCUACUCAUUUCAUAGCAUUUCAAAAAGCUUUGGAUCUUGUGGUUGAGCAACAGGAGCAAAAACAAAAAUCUACUACACACCAAACAAUGGAUGGUUCUAUUUCUACAAUUAAUGAAGAAUUGAAUGUAUUAAGACUUCGAUUGGGCAUUGCUAUUCUGAGAUAUAUUGAACCAAUACGACCAGAUAAAGCAUUUUAUGAUGCUGGAAGUGCUUGCAAGUUCUGGGGUGGCACAGAUUACGAAAAUAUGACCUUCCUUUUGUUCAACCAUCUUUUGGAUAUUUUGGAUGCAAUUGAUGAAGAUGAUCCUAAUUUGGUGGAUAAUGGGCUUUUUGAAGGAACAGAUAUACCUACAAGUUAUGCCCUUCCAAUGAAUAAAUAUUUGAGUGUAUCAGAACAAGAAGAAGUCAAAGAAUGGGUUUUAGCCAUUUCUGUUGGACGUCAAAAUAUAGAAAAACAAUUGAAAUUGGAUAAAGAACGUGAAAGUUAUGAAGCUAGUUCAAUCGAUUCCCUUGGAGAUGAUUACCCGAUUUGUGUUAUUUCAGGUUAUCCUGUAUUAGAUGAAGGUCAUCAAUUAGGCGGCGGAAGAGUGGCAACACACCAAGCAAGGGCCACAUUUACUGCUUUGGCUAAACAAAACCCAACUGACGAGCUUUUUGAUAUACAACAGUUUUUGGCAAAAUGGGCCGGUGUUUCUAAUUGA
Messenger RNA from Meloidogyne enterolobii, 5724 nucleotides. The record is from the annotation of a GenBank genome assembly. Lineage: Eukaryota; Metazoa; Nematoda; Chromadorea; Rhabditida; Meloidogynidae.